AUGAUGGAAGAAGGAACCGAAGAUGAAAAGCCACCUUAUUCAUAUGUAGCGCUGAUUACAAUGGCAAUCAGCGCUUCACCCGAGCGCCGAAUGACACUAUCACAGAUUUAUCACUAUAUUGAUGCUCGUUUUCCAUACUAUCGCAAUUGUGAUUCAAAAAGACGCCAGGGAUGGCAAAACAGUAUACGCCACAAUUUGUCUCUGAAUGACUGUUUCAUUAAAAAAGCUAGAGAUGGUGUUGGACCAGCUAAUGAUCGCAAAGGAAACUUUUGGACACUAUCGCCCGACAGCAGUAAUAUGUUUGAUAAUGGCAAUUUCAAAAGAAGGAGACGAAUGAGACGUAUGACAAAAUGCCCUAGUUCGGAAGAACGUGCUUUAAAUUUACAACCUUGGUUCCUGCAGUACAUGCAACGACAGGCCCAACAACAACUUUUAGUCCAUCCUCCAGCAAUGUUUCACCUGCCAGACAACUAUGGAGCAACCAGUAAUUUAUGUUGGGCUAGCUCACCAACACAAAUUAUCGAGCCGAAGAGUACGCUUCAUCACAGCCAAUCCCUAACAGUUCAACCAUCUGCCAUAACAACAAUUACUUAUCGAUGUCCGGAUGAAAUACCAGGAGCUUGGGCAAAUACGAUAAUUCAACAUCAACAGGAAUUACUUCCAGCUAUGCAAACCUUAGAUCACCAACACAACAUUAAUUAUGAUAGAAUGAAUGAGUAUCUGUAA
Thelazia callipaeda (thelaziosis nematode) is the source of this 726-nucleotide messenger RNA. NCBI's taxonomy places the organism in Eukaryota, Metazoa, Nematoda, Chromadorea, Rhabditida, Thelaziidae. The record is from the annotation of a GenBank genome assembly.